Molecule: messenger RNA, 903 nt
Organism: Aspergillus tanneri
Lineage: Eukaryota; Fungi; Ascomycota; Eurotiomycetes; Eurotiales; Aspergillaceae
Exons: 3
Coding region: 1-903 (300 amino acids)
Molecular function (GO): nucleic acid binding; zinc ion binding
Source: RefSeq, a predicted model, not a curated record
AUGUCCGACCCGAAUCCACUCCUCCUGCUUGUGCAGCAGCUCCAGCAAGAGCUCCAAAACCAGCGCCUUGAUAUUCAAAACCAGCGUAAUGAAAUACAGCAACUACGUGCGGACCUUGAUGCUUCCCGAACAGAUGUCCACCAGCUUCGUACGCAGCUUCUUUCCGUCCAGACACCCAGAUCCCGCCUGCCAGAUCCGCCUCGCUUUAACGGUAAACCAUACACGCUUCGCACAUGGCUCCCGUCAAUUAAAGCAAAACUUCGAUCAGACCAGCUCGUAGGAGCUGAUGCUUUUGACUAUGUAUGGGAUCGACUAGAACAGUCUCAGCAAGCUUCUGUCCUGCACCUCCGCCAAUCUGCCGAAGAAAACCAGCUAUGGGAUCCUGAAGAGGCUAUUCAGCGCUUUACUUCUAUACAACAGAGGGAUGACGAAUCGCUUAUCGCCUACCUUGCUCGUUUUGAACGACUUUCAUAUGAAGCCAAUAAGACUCGAAUAAUUCUCUCUUUGAUCUUCCCUAUAAUGAAUAUAUUGAACUUGUCCAGUAGUACCGAUCGGCGUACCCGUCCUAGUCCAAAAUCAGCCCCGAAACCAGCUUUGACCCCGAAUACAGACCCAAUGGAUACUGAUCCGGUCCGAGUCAACUCAGUUAAAAUAAACCCCAAUCCUGUUCAUGUUGGCUCUGUGAGAGUAGCCCGAGCUGCUUCGCCUGUUUUAUCUGAUUCUUCUCAUGAAUCCACCACCUCUGACCGCCGCCGUUUCCGACUUGCGAAUAAUUUAUGCCUUUACUGCGGUUCUAAUGAUCAUUGGAUCGCAGACUGCGAUGCCCGCUCUACUUUGUCUGAUACUUCCGAGAAACCUCCGAAAAAGCUUACAGCCCGCGCCAGCAACCCGCCUCGCUAUUAG